Molecule: messenger RNA, 5401 nt
Organism: Trichomycterus rosablanca
Lineage: Eukaryota; Metazoa; Chordata; Actinopteri; Siluriformes; Trichomycteridae
Gene: hdac4
Product: histone deacetylase 4
Exons: 27
Coding region: 163-3447 (1094 amino acids)
Biological process (GO): negative regulation of transcription by RNA polymerase II
Molecular function (GO): histone deacetylase activity
Source: RefSeq, a predicted model, not a curated record
GGGAUUAUAAGUGGGUUUAAUAGCGGAGGAGAAGCGCCGUGCGGGGAGAACAGGAAGUGAAGCGAAACCCGAGCCAGCGUCGUGAUCGGAUUAGCCCGUUCGGGGCAGGAUGAACACCUGAGGGAUUCGUCUCCAGCGUCCGGCGGGAUCGGCCACCGGUGGAUGGUGUUUCCGUCGGCCUCACCUGGGGAGCAGCGAGGUCCUCUGCGCACCCUCAUCCGUCAGGUCCCGUCCUCUUCCUCUCCGCCGGUCGAGAUGAGUUCCCACAGUCAGCCAGAAAGGCGACAGAGUAAAGAGCAGCCGGAACUUUUUAACUCACCUGGACUAAACCACAUUCCCUCAGUUGAUGUGAGUGCGGUGUUGCCCGUUCCCGUCCCCCCUGCUGCCAUCCCGAUGGACCUGCGCGUGGACCAGUCGCAUUCGCAGCCGCCGCAGUCGCAGCCCCUGUCCCUGGCUGCGGUGGACGCGGGUCAGCGGGAGCAGCAGCUGCAGCAGGAGCUUCUGACCCUCAAGCAGAAGCAGCAGAUCCAGAGGCAGCUGCUCAUCGCCGAGUUCCAGCGGCAGCACGAGCAGCUCUCGCGGCAGCACGAGGCCCAGCUACAGGAGCACAUCAAGCAUCAGCAGGACCUGCUCGCUCUGAAGCAUCAGCAGGAACUGUUGGAGCACCAGCGCAAGCUAGAGCGGCACCGGCGCGAACAGGAGCUGGAGAAACAGCAGCGUGAGCAGAAACUGCUGCGGCUCAAGAACAAGGGGCCCGGCCAGGAGAGCGCGGUGGCGAGCACGGAGGUGAAGAUGCGUCUGCAGGAGUUCGUACUGAAUAAGAAGAAAGCUCUGGCCCAGCGGAGCCUCAACCACUGCAUGCCCAGCGACCCGCGCUACAACUACUGGAAAACCCAGCACAGUUCCCUGGAUCAGAGUUCUCCGCCCCAGACGGCGAUGUCCACUUAUAACAACCCGUUGCUGGGACUCUACGACUCGAAAAACGACUUCCCGCUCCGCAAGACAGCAUCCGAGCCGAAUCUGAAGCUGCGUUCCAAACUAAAGCAGAAGGUGGCGGAGCGGCGCAGCAGUCCGUUGCUGAGGAGGAGGGACUGCCCCAUCACUCUGGCCAAGAAACGCUCGCUGGACGUGGCAGAUUCGGCUUGUAACAGCGCCCCCGGUUCGGGUCCGAGCUCGCCCAACAACAGUUCCAGCAACAUCCCCAACGAGAACGGCAUCACCGGCUCCAUCUGCAACAGCCCUGUCGAGUCGUCCUUGGCACAUCGUCUGGUCAGCAGAGAGGGUUCUGUUAGCCAGCUGUCUCUCUACACAUCGCCCUCCCUCCCUAACAUCACUCUGGGCCUGCCAGCUACCUGCUCUACCACUGUGGCGUCCGGCCAGCAGGAAGGGGAGCGUCUGACCCUCGCAGGCCUGCAGCCAGGAUUACCCAUAACCACUCCGUUUAUCCCCGGUGCCCACCUCUCUUCAUAUCUGGCUGCCUCGGCGCUGGAGCGGGACGGAGGCUCGGCCCACAACCCCCUUCUGCAGCACAUGGUCCUCCUGGAGCAGUCGGCCUCCCAGAAUCCUCUUGUUUCAGGUUUGGGCGCUCUGCCCCUGCAGACCCCCUCCAUCCACAAGCUGCGCCCCCACCGGCCGCUGGGACGGACCCAGUCGGCGCCGCUGCCCCAGAACAGCCAGGCCCUGCAGCAACUGGUCGUCCAGCAGCAGCACCACCAGUUCCUCACCAAGCACAAGCAGCACUUCCAGCAGCAGCAGCAGCUCCACAUCAGCAAGAUCAUGGCGGCUAAGCCCAGCGAGCCCGGCCGGCAGCACGAGAGUCACCCGGAGGAGACGGAGGAGGAGCUGAGGGAGCACCAGGCCCUGAACGACCCGGCGGAGGGCCUGCUGUGUGGGAUCACCAUCAAACAGGAGCCCCCUGACCUGCUGGAGGAGGAACUGCAGCAGCGGGAGAGGCUGGCCGAGCACGAGCUGCUUUUCAGACAGCAGCAGGCUCUCCUGUUGGAACAGCAGAGGAUCCAUCAGCUGAGAAACUACCAGGCGUCGAUGGAGGCCGCCGGGAUGCCGGUCACCUUGCCAGGGCACCGCCCGCUCUCCAGGACCCAGUCCUCUCCAGCCUCAGCCACGUUCCCCAUCGUGGUGCAGGAGCCUCCACACAAGCCGCGCUUCACCACAGGGCUCGUGUACGACACGCUCAUGCUGAAGCACCAGUGCAUGUGUGGCAACACCAACACCCACCCGGAGCACGCCGGGCGAAUUCAGAGUAUCUGGUCCAGACUGCAGGAGACGGGACUGCGCGGCCAGUGUGAGUGUGUCCGGGGCAGGAAGGCGACCCUGGAGGAGCUGCAGACGGUCCACUCCGAACCUCACGUCCUUCUCUACGGGACCAACCCUCUGAGACUCAAACUGGACAGCUCUGUGACACCCAUGUUCGUGAGGUUACCCUGUGGGGGCAUCGGGGUGGACAACGACACUAUCUGGAAUGAGAUUCACUCGUCCAGUGCGGCUCGCUUGGCCGUGGGAUCUGUGGUGGAGCUGGUGUUUAAGGUGGCGUCCGGAGAACUGAAGAACGGCUUCGCUGUGGUACGACCCCCCGGACACCACGCCGAGGAGAGCACCCCCAUGGGAUUCUGCUAUUUCAACUCGGUGGCCAUCGCAGCCAAACUGCUUCAACAGCGGCUGAAUGUUAGCAAGAUUUUGAUUGUGGACUGGGACGUUCACCACGGCAAUGGCACCCAGCAAGCUUUCUACGGUGACCCCAACGUGCUCUACGUGUCUCUGCACCGCUACGAUGACGGGAACUUCUUUCCUGGCAGCGGCGCUCCUGAUGAGGUGGGCUUGGGACCCGGCAUGGGUUUCAACGUUAACAUGGCCUUCACCGGCGGCCUCGAACCUCCCAUGGGUGACGUGGAGUAUCUGGCUGCGUUCAGAACGGUCGUGAUGCCGAUCGCAAACGAGUUCGCUCCCGACGUGGUGCUGGUCUCGUCGGGGUUCGAUGCCGUGGAGGGCCACCCAUCGCCUCUGGGAGGAUACAAACUCACCGCCAAGUGUUUUGGCUACCUGACCAAGCAGCUGAUGGGCCUGGCCGGCGGCCGCCUCGUGCUCGCCCUGGAGGGGGGUCACGACCUCACUGCCAUCUGCGAUGCGUCUGAAGCAUGUGUUUCUGCUUUACUGGAGAACGAGCUGGAACCACUUCCGGACUCCAUUUUGCAGCAGAGGCCCAACCUGAACGCCGUGCGCUCCAUAGAGAAGGUCGUGGAAGCUCAUAGUAAGUACUGGCGCUGUCUGCAGCGUAGUGCUUCUACAGCCGCUUACUCUCUGAUCGAGGCUCAGAAGUGCGAGACCGAGGAGGCUGAGACCGUGACCGCCAUGGCCUCCCUGUCCGUAGCCACCAACAACAUGGGGAAGAGAUCUGAAGAGGAGCCGAUGGAGGAAGAGCCGCCGCUGUAGACGACCGGCGACCCCCCGUGUCUUCGCGUCCUCCUCGGGUUUACAGCGUCUCACCGGCGUGUGACCUCACUCUGCUCUCUCCAACCGUUUCGUUUCGCCCGGCUCCGCGGCACCUCCGCCGCCGGGGCGUCUUCUAGCGCGACGGGCCUGAGACGUCUCCCAAAACCAUCCGAGCGCGCCGGCGUUUCGGUCCGUCUCUGUCCGGAGAUGGUGGGGUCGUGACCCGGAUGUGAGAGCCGGUGCUUUCCGAAAAACAAACAAACGAUUACAUUUGUUUCAUAGCCACUAACGUCCGCAUGGUUUCAGCUGUGGACUUCGUCUCGCCGGUGUUUUGGUCUUAUCAUUUUUUAUUCUUAUUUUUCUCGUCUCGGUUGUUUCGUUUGUUUUGCUUCUUUUUAUCUGGAAGAGAGAAACGUGGUGCUGUUUCAUUCCGGACGGUUUGUGCGGGGACGCGGCGGGGGAGAGCUUCAUAUUUUUCGGGAGGAACUUUUGAGGAAGACGCCCGUCUGAAAUCCCUCGCGGGAGAGACUCUGAAAGCACGUGCCUUUAUAGAGCCGGUGGAUUUUGUGAUCAUUUGCCUUUGGGUUUGACGUCGCCUUAAACCCGUUCCAUGAGGGAAAGGUCAUCGGAAGGGUCCCGAUGCGCCCCUCUUGUUUAUUUUGUUUAGUUUUUUGUUUGUUUUCGGCCUGAAGGACAGAACGCUCUUUGCAUGUUUACCAGGAACGUCCUGCGGACUUGUGCGCGUCUCGCAAACGUUAUCGUCAUUUAAUCGCCGUUUCGUUCGUUUCCCUUUUGCAUUUUCGUCUGCACUCGCUUUCGGACGAUUCUUAAGGUAGUUGCCGGCUGUAGGCGCCGGGGCAGGCGUUUAUCGGCACGGUUUUGGGUCGAAUUCCGCCGCCCGUGUAGCGACCAAAUUUGUAACUUGUACACGCGUCUCUGUUUACUAGCAUGCACUGUUACUGGAACCAUUCCUGAGCCGGUAAAGGAAAACUAAACGCAUGAGCGCCGCUAGCUUCGGGCGCACGAGUUAGGACUGUUAACCUGUUUAUCUCCGUGUACGACCUCGUGGUUUCCGAGAACGAUUCAUACUCUUCAUACUUUUCAUAUUUCACAGCAGCUUUUUAUACGUACGAACGCCACACUGUUCAGAUUCAACGAUCACAAGCGCGACCCUUCUCAGCAGAUUUUUUAAAUACCAGAAUAAGGGCUGGAACCAUGUGCUAUACCACUGAGCCUUCACAUGUACCCAGCGUGACGUUUCGGGUGAACUUCGUGAACGUGAGCGCGUCCGUUUCCACACGUCGCACAAUCCUGGAGGUACUCGGACCACCAGCUUCGAGGUUUCCCCGCGAUCCUCCGACCUGCAUGAGUUUGUAGCCGAGCGCUCGCAUCCGUAUCCGUACGAUCUUUACGUUAUACGUGUGUGUGUGUGUAUAUAUGCGGCGAGCAUGCUUGCUUCAGUAGAUCGAUCCAGACUCACGUUCAGCCUCGUGGCAACUACCUUUGCGAUGUUCCUGCGAACGUUACGUUGAUUAUUUAGUAAAGACGACGACGCGGCUGCCUGAUGCGGUCGCUCAUACAGUCUUAACGGUAAACCGCAUGACUACUCCGGUCCGGUCCGGUCCGGUCCGGUCUGUAUUACUUGCCAGUUUUUCAGACUCUUUUUUUUUUAAAUAUAUUAAUUUCUUUUAUACGUAUUUGAUUUGUUUUCGAUGACGUACGUGUUUCCCUGUUACACUCUGUACAGCUGACAACGUUGUUUUACACGCUCGAAGAUCUUACGGCCUUUUUACGUAUCCGCUCGGGGGUCUGGCUUUUAUUCGGGAGGGUGGAACCGAGACGUUUCUACUUUGUAUAAUGAUUCCGACGACAAUUGUGUAUUUACUAUAUGUUUCUGUUCAUAGUAGAUUUAUAUAUGAAAAGAUAUAUAGAUAUAUAUUAUAAAAGAUUACAA